AUGUCCGUGUGUGUGACGCAGGCAGCGCUGCUGGAGCCCAAGCGGAGCCUCGCCCUCGGCGUCUUCCUCAAGCAGCUCAAGCGGCCGGUGCGCCAGAUCGUGCGGGACAUCCAGGAGGGCAUCGGUGCGCCCUACGGGGCCGAGAAGCUGCUGGAGCUGUCCCGGCUGCUGCCUGGUGCCGCAGAGGUGGCGCGGCUGCGCGCCUUCUCCGGCAGCCCCUGGCAGCUCCCCGACCCUGAGCUCUUCAUGAUGCUGCUCACGGAGGUGCCCAGCUACACCCAGCGCCUGGAGCUGCUCGUGCUGCAGGAGGAGUUCUUCCCCCGGCUGAGCGCCCUGCGCGGCUCCAUCCAGACCCUGACGGAUGCCGCCACGGAGCUGUUGGAGUGUGAGGAGCUGCACACCAUCCUCCACCUCAUCCUCAGCACGGGCAACCACCUCAACUCGGUGAGCUGGCACUGCGGGCGCUCUCCCACCCUGCGCUCUGCAGGGCCGUGGUGA
Messenger RNA from Cygnus atratus (black swan), 498 nucleotides. RefSeq names its product FH2 domain-containing protein 1-like. The coding region runs from base 1 to 498 and encodes 165 amino acids. NCBI's taxonomy places the organism in Eukaryota, Metazoa, Chordata, Aves, Anseriformes, Anatidae. The record is from RefSeq and is a predicted model, not a curated record. The transcript has 6 exons.